AUCGUUUGUGAAGCUCCAUCGAUCAACAAGCCACACGGACACGGGGCCAGAAUAUAUUCAGUGCAUCCUAGAGGAGUUGUUUAAGUCACCGCCCAAGAAGAUGCUGAAAUCCAUUGUGGUCGCACUCCUUGUCUGCGGCAUUGCGGUGAGCGCAGCCGAAGAAUCUGCGGCGGAUGUUGUGCGAGAUAUUUACCGGAGUUGCCUCAGUGAAUGGUCGACGGAGUGUGUAAAGCCAAAAUCGUUGUCUUGGCUUAAAGAAGUGGCAGAGAAAGAUGUGAUUCGUCUCACAGAUGAACUUUCUUUCGUGCGCACCGCGGAGGCUGAGAAAGACGACGAAGGAAAAGCCCUGCCGCGCUCAAUUAGAGCUUUCGACAAGAUCGAUGAAUUCCUCUCAACACACUCACUCCGCAUUGAACCGCCGAAGAUUCUGCAAGAUAAAUCUGUGCGAAAACUCAUCCCAAAGUCACUCCUCAAGGGUGGUAUGGCUGAACCCCUUCAGGUGCCUCUCUCCGAAGGAAAUAUCGCUGAAGGUCGUGGCUUUGUGAAGAAAGUCAUGAUUCCCUUCCUGCUUGGGCUCAAGAUUAAAACAUUCGGCUUAGUCCCACUUGCCCUGGCGCUCAUUGCUCUCAAGACGUGGAAAGCCAUGACUCUUGGACUCCUCUCACUCGUUGUGGCUGGUGCAAUUGUGAUCUUCCGGUUAGCAAAACCAAAGGUCGUAAAUUAUGAAGUAGUUCACUAUCCUCAUCAUCAUCAUAUUGAACAUCAUGUGGAUCAUCCCCAUCAUGUGCACUUUGACCCUCCCCAAGGCUGGAGCCGCCAAAUGGAUGCCCAGGAAAUGGCCUAUUCUAGCUAUCUGUAGCAUAAAAUUUUGUUUUUACAAAAUAAAUAAAUUAUUUAUUGUGUAAAAAA
Lutzomyia longipalpis is the source of this 909-nucleotide messenger RNA. RefSeq lists its product as uncharacterized. Lineage: Eukaryota; Metazoa; Arthropoda; Insecta; Diptera; Psychodidae. The transcript has 3 exons. The coding region runs from base 101 to 859 and encodes 252 amino acids. The record is from RefSeq and is a predicted model, not a curated record.